Lathyrus oleraceus (garden pea) is the source of this 2160-nucleotide messenger RNA. RefSeq names its product piriformospora indica-insensitive protein 2. The transcript is spliced from 2 exons. The coding region runs from base 378 to 1826 and encodes 482 amino acids. Lineage: Eukaryota; Viridiplantae; Streptophyta; Magnoliopsida; Fabales; Fabaceae. The record is from RefSeq and is a predicted model, not a curated record.
UUCGAGAACUGUGAUAACAAGAUAUUGUGUUCUUUCUUUCUUAUUCAUAUUACACUAUACUAAUUCUUAUUCUUAUAUAUAUAUAUAUAUAUAUAUAUAUAUAUACACUCCACAACAACAUACUUCCUUAGUUUUUUCCCUAAACACAAGGAAGAAAACACAGGUUAUCAGGCUUUCUUGUUCAGCUUUUUUGUUUCCUUCAUUCUCAUUUUCCUUUUAUUUCCUGUUCAGCUGGAGCAUAUUUUCAGGAUCUUGUUCUUUCUUUCUUUCUUUCUUCAUACUACAAUCCAUUUUCUUCUGCUCUUAUCUUCACUAUGCUCAUAUCAUCCUAUAGCUAACAACAAUUCUCUUGUUUUUGCCUCAAUUAAAACAACAUCAUGAACUGUAUUAUCUCUGUCAUUUUUGUUACUUUUACUAUUCUAUCAAUGACUCAAGUUUUCUAUGCACAAGAAGAAUCUUCUGAUGUUACUCCAAUGGAGAAACAAGAACUUCAAGCUUUGUACUCAACCAUUCAAGGCUUUGUUGGUGAUUCAUGGAAUGGCUCAUCUCUCUAUCCAGAUCCUUGUGGUUGGAGUCCUAUUCAGGGAGUUUCUUGUGAUAUUUUCAAUGGAUUUUGGUAUGUAACAGUUCUUAACAUUGGACCUAUUCAUGAUAAUUCUCUGGUAUGUUCUGAUGAAAAAUUGGAAUUUAGACCAGAAUUUUUUAACCUAAAGUACCUAAAAGUUGUAUCAUUCUUCAACUGUUUUCAAUCACCAAAUAGUCUUCCGGUUUCAAUUCCUACCGGAAACUGGGAGAAAUUAUCCGAGAGCUUGGAAUCGAUUGAAUUUCGAUCGAAUCCAGGUCUUAUCGGAAACAUUCCUCCGUCUUUCGGUGUGCUCAAGAAUCUUCAAUCAAUGGUUUUACUAGAAAAUGGUUUAUCAGGUAGAAUACCUAUAGAAAUUGGAAAUCUUGUGAAGUUGAAGAGACUCGUUCUAUCCGGAAACAAUUUCAGUGGUGAUAUUCCGGAUAAUUUCGGGGGGUUAACAGAUUUGUUAAUCCUUGACUUUAGUAGAAAUUCGUUAUCCGGAACAUUGCCUUUAACAUUCGGGAAGAUGAGUUCGGUUUUGAAGAUUGAUAUCAGUCACAAUUUUCUUGAAGGAAAGUUGCUUGAUGAGUUUUCAAGUCUUAAGAAUUUGACACUAAUGGAUUUAAGGAACAAUAGAUUCUGUUGCGGAUUGGUGAAUUCUUUAGAAGAGAUGAAUUCUUUGGAAGAAUUGGUUUUGUCGAAUAAUCCAUUAGGGGGUGAUAUGAGGAACUUGAAAUGGGAGAAUCUCAAAAAUUUGGUGAUUUUGGAACUGUCUAACAUGGAAUUGAGAGGUGAAAUUCCUGAGUCAUUAUCUGAGUUGAAGAGAUUGAGAUUUUUAGGACUUAAUGAUAAUAAUCUCACAGGUAAAGUUUCACCAAAGUUAGAAUCACUUCCUUCUCUUAAUGCACUUUACUUGAGUGGAAAUAAUCUUAAAGGUGAGAUUCAAUUUUCAAAAGGGUUUUUUGGUAAAUUGGGAAGACGUUUUGGUGCUUGGAGUAAUCCUAAACUUUGUGUUCCACUUGGUGUUAUGUCAUCAAACAAUGUACCAUUUGGGGUGAAACCAUGUCACCAACAAGAUGAAGAGGUUCAUUUGGUGAAAUCUAAUGCAAAAAAAGAGAGGAAAGUUUCUGGUGAUAUGAAUAUGAACAACACUUCCAAUUUCAUAGGCUCUAUGGGAUUUUCUAGUUCUGCUAAUUGUGGUAAUUUAUGGUGGAUUUUUAUGGUUUUGGGUUUAGUGUUUAAUUCUUAUAUAGUUUUUUAAUUAUGAAAUAUGUAACUUGGGAUUUUAAUUAAUUAACCUUUUAGGUGUUUUUUUAUGUUUAAUUAUUUUAGAGUGCAUGACGGUUAUGAAUUAAAUAUUUGAAAGUGAAAUAUGGAGUAGGCUUAUAUAGGUGUUGAGUAUAGGGUGGUACAAAGCUUUUAAUGGACCUUAGGUUUUUAAAGAAGGCUAUUAUGGGUUUGGGUUCAUUGCAAAAGCUAUGGUCUGGCAAUAUGACAGAACUCUUUGCUCAAACAUAGUUUUCAAAGUUGUUUUCAAGGGAGUAAUAAACAUUGUACAAUAAGAGAGGAAAAUUGAAUGUUUCUCAUCUUUUACU